AUGCGAGUUCGGUCCAAGGUAGGAGUGACGCGAGUGCGAUCCAAGGUAGGAGUGACGCGAGUGCGAUCCAAGGUAGGAGUGACGCGAGUGCGAUCCAAGGGCAUUGUUGUGACUCCACUGCUGCUGCUCCUGUUUCUGGGAUCAUCGUCUUCAGUGCCCUUUACCUCUAUAUUCUCCCAGCUCUUCAUGACUGUUGUUGUUCCGCUGAUCAUCGGUCAGAUUGUGCGCAGAUACAUUAAAGACUGGCUAGAGAGGAAGAAGCCUCCGUUCGGUGCCAUCAGCAGCUGUGUCCUCCUCAUGAUCAUCUACACAACCUUUUGUGACACAUUCUCUAAUCCAAACAUCGACCUGGAUAAAUUUAGCUUAGUUGUGAUUGUAUUCAUAAUAUUUUUUAUACAGUUGGCCUUCAUGCUUUUAACAUUCCUGUUUUCCACCAGUAAAAACAGCGGUUUUACUCCAGCGGACACGGUUGCAAUAGUAUUUUGUUCUACACAUAAAUCCCUAACUCUGGGAAUCCCGAUGCUGAAGAUUGUAUUUGCAGGAUAUGAGCACCUCUCUCUCAUAUCUGUCCCGCUGCUAAUUUAUCACCCAGCUCAGAUACUUCUUGGAAGUGUGUUAGUGCCAACAAUAAAAUCGUGGAUGCUUUCCAGACAGAAGGCACUGAAGUUAACAAGACAACCCAAAAUCCCAUUAUAGCAGCAAGAGAGAAGAAGUGUACAUAUGUACAAUAUUGUACAUACAAGCAUACAAACAUCACAUAAAAGACUUGUACUUGGGAAUGUUCACUGCAUAUUUUAUUUUUUUAAAUAAAGAUUCAUCUAUCUAAGUGCCUUAUGGGUUCAUCUGGCAAAUACUUAGUUUUCAAACUAUCUUAAUGGUUACAAAGAAUUUUUAGUCUUACAUCAUCUCUUUGUAUUUUUUUAUUUGGAAAAUAAAGAUAUCAAAAGUC
Molecule: messenger RNA, 949 nt
Organism: Spea bombifrons (plains spadefoot toad)
Lineage: Eukaryota; Metazoa; Chordata; Amphibia; Anura; Pelobatidae
Product: sodium/bile acid cotransporter 7-A-like
Exons: 8
Coding region: 1-696 (231 amino acids)
Cellular component (GO): plasma membrane
Source: RefSeq, a predicted model, not a curated record